This is a messenger RNA of Manacus vitellinus (golden-collared manakin), 1353 nucleotides long. RefSeq names its product keratin-associated protein 10-7-like. Lineage: Eukaryota; Metazoa; Chordata; Aves; Passeriformes; Pipridae. Bases 1 to 1353 code for a protein of 450 amino acids. The transcript is spliced from 2 exons. The record is from RefSeq and is a predicted model, not a curated record.
AUGAAGCAAGAAGGAGUCCGAGCGAGGAGCGUUUCGUUCUCCUGCGCGGCGGAGUCGCUGUUUUGCCUUGGGUGCUGUGAAAUCAUCGAAAUCGUGGAUUCGCUGCUCGCCGGGCUAAUAACGCGUGAGCAGAGGUGCGUGACCACCUGUGUCCCUCGGCCGCCCCGCGGCACCAAGGGGGUCCCCCAGCACCAGAGUGCCACCAGGUGUGUCCCCCAGCAGAGUGUGACCGCCCUGUGCCCCCGGCAGGGCGUGCCCAGGUGUGUCACCACCUGUGUCCCCCAGCAGCGAGCGGCCAAGGGGGGCUCGUACCCGUACCUGACCUGCCAGGGACCCCGGCGGGGUGGCACCUCCUGUGUCCCCCAGCAGAUCUCCUGUGUCCCCCAGCAGAGUGGCACCUCCUACAUCCCCCAACAGAGUGGCACCUCCUACAUCCCCCAGCAGAGUGUCACCUCCUGUGUCCCCCAGCAAUGGGCCUCCAGGUGUGUGACCAAGUGUGUCCCCCAGCCCAGUGCCACCGACUGUGCCUCCAUUUGUGUCCCCCAGCAGCAGGGUGAGACAGUUUGUGUCCCUCAGCAGCAAAGUGCCACCAGUUAUGUCCCUCAGCAAAGUGCCACCCAGUGUGUCCCUUAUCAGAGUGUGACCAAGUCUGUCUGUUAUCAGAGUGUGACCAAGUGUGUCCCUCAGCAGCAAAGAUGUGCCACCAAGUGUGUCCCUCAGCAGCAAAGUGCCAGCCAGUGUGUCCCUUAUCAGAGUGUGACCAAGUGUGUCCCUCAGCAAAGAUGUGCCACCAAGUCUGUCUGUUAUCAGAGUGCCACCAAGUGUGUCCCUCAGCAGCAGAGAUGUGCCACCAAAUGUGUCCCUCAGCAAAGUGCCACCAAGUGUGUCCCUCAGCAAAGUGCCACCCAAUGUGUCCCUUACCAGAGUGUGACCAAGUGUGUCCCUCAGCAGCAAAGUGCCACCAAGUGUGUCCCUCAGCAGUCUGGGACAAUUUAUGUCCCUUACCAGAGUGUGACCAAGUGUGUCCCUCAGCAAAGUGCCACCAAGUGUGUCUGUUAUCAGGGUGCCACCAAGUGUGUCCCUCAGCAAAGUGCCACCAGCUGUGUCCCUUACCAGAGUGUGACCAAGUGUGUCCCUCAGCAAAGUGCCACCCAAUAUGUCCCUCAGCAAAGUGCCACCAAGUGUUUCCCUCAGCAAAGUGCCACCAAGUGUGUCCCUUGCCAGAGUGUCACCAGCUGUGUCCCUCAGCAAAGUGCCACCCCAAGUGUCCCUCAGCAGCAUUGUCAGUCAGGUGGGGUGAAAAUUUCCAAUCACUUAAAAAAAUACAUCUCAGCCCCCAAAUGGCCCUGGUAA